Ochotona princeps (American pika) is the source of this 2054-nucleotide messenger RNA. RefSeq names its product inositol hexakisphosphate and diphosphoinositol-pentakisphosphate kinase 2-like. NCBI's taxonomy places the organism in Eukaryota, Metazoa, Chordata, Mammalia, Lagomorpha, Ochotonidae. Gene Ontology annotation, cellular component: cytosol. The record is from RefSeq and is a predicted model, not a curated record. Gene Ontology annotation, molecular function: diphosphoinositol pentakisphosphate kinase activity; 5-diphosphoinositol pentakisphosphate 1-kinase activity; inositol hexakisphosphate kinase activity. Gene Ontology annotation, biological process: inositol phosphate biosynthetic process; inositol metabolic process.
UUUGAAAAACUUGAACAGCUGAAGACGGUACUAGAGAUGUAUGGCCAUUUUUCUGGGAUAAAUCGUAAGGUUCAGUUGACCUACCUUCCUCAUGGUUGUCUGAAAACAUCUAGUGAGGAGGAAGACAGCCGAAGAGAAGAGCCAUCCUUGCUUCCGGUCCUUAAGUGGGGAGGAGAAUUAACUCCCACAGACAGAGUCCAGGCUGAGGAACUUGGAAGAGCUUUCAGGCGUACGUAUCCAGGAGGUCAAGGAGAUUAUGCAGGGUUUCCUGGCUGCGGUUUACUUAGGUUACAUAGCACCUACCGACAUGAUCUCAAAAUCUACGCCUCUGACGAAGGCCGAGUGCAGAUGACUGCGGCUGCUUUUGCAAAGGGGCUGUUGGCUCUAGAAGGAGAGCUGACCUCCAUUCUUGUUCAGAUGGUAAAAAGUGCAAACAUGAACGGUCUGCUGGACAGCGACAGUGACUCUCUGAGCAGCUGCCAGCAGCGCGUGAAAGCAAGGCUGCACGAGAUCCUGCAGAAGGACAGAGAUUUUACUGCCGAAGAGUACGAAAAGCUUACUCCAUCUGGAAGUCUUUCUCUUACCAAAUCCAUGUAUUUGAUUAAGAAUCCUGUAAAGACCUGUGACAAGGUUUAUUCUUUGAUUCAAAGUUUAACUUCUCCAAUUAGACAUCGAAUGGAAGAUCCCAAAUCAUCAGAUAUUCAGCUUUAUCAUAGUGAAACACUGGAGCUUAUGCUCUGUAGAUGGUCCAAGUUGGAGAAAGACUUUAAAACAAAGAAUGGAAGAUACGAUAUUAGUAAAAUCCCUGACAUACAUGACUGUAUAAAAUAUGGUGUCCAGCAUAAUGGCUCCUUGAAGUUAGAAAAUACAAUGGAAUUAUAUCGCCUUUCCAAGGCCCUAGCAGAUAUUGUCAUCCCUCAGGAAUAUCGUAUAACUAAAGCUGAGAAACUGGAAAUUGCCAAAGGCUACUGUACUCCUCUAGUUAGAAAAAUCCGCUCAGACCUUCAGAGGACCCAAGAUGAUGACACUGUAAAUAAACUCCAUCCUGUGUAUUCCAGGGGUGUUCUGUCUCCUGAACGUCAUGUUCUUACCAGAUUGUAUUUUACCAGUGAAAGUCACGUACAUUCUUUAUUGUCUAUUCUUCGCUAUGGUGCCUUGUGCAAUGAAUCAGAUGAACAGUAGAAACGAGCUAUGGAUUUAAACGUUGUCAAUGAGCUCAACUACAUGACACAGAUUGUUAUCAUGCUUUAUGAGGAUCCUAACAAGGACCUCUCCUCAGAGGAACGCUUUCAUGUUGAAUUACACUUUAGUCCAGGAGCCAAAGGUUGUGAAGAAGACAAAAAUUUACCAUCUGGUUACGGAUAUAGACCAGCUUCCAGAGAGAGUGAAGGCAGGAGAAUUUUUAAAACUGAUAGUGAUGAUGAACCACACUCCUCUAAAAAAGAUGAGGUUGAUCGAGCUGUUCUGAUGUUUAAGCCAAUGGUGUCAGAGCCGAUUCAUAUACACAGGAAAUCUCCACUUCCAAGGUCUAGGAAGAUGGUUGCAAGCAAAGUCGUAUCUGAAAAUGCCAGCUACCUGCGAACACCAAGAACUCUUGUGGAACAGAAGCCGAAUCCUACUGUAGGCUUUGAAUUGUACUCCAUGGUCCCGUCUAUUUGUCCUCUAGAGACUCUUCACAAUGCCCUGUCUCUAAAGCAGGUGGAUGAAUUUCUUGCUUCCAUCGCUUCUCCAUCGAGUGAUGUGCCACGGAAGACACCUGAAAUGUCCUCCACAGCUUCACGUUCCAGUCCAACAAUGAGAAGAAAAGCAUCUCUAAAGACAUAUUAUACUCCUGCAAAGAUUCUCCCAACACCACCAGCUCCCUUAAAGACCACUAAAGUGAGCAGCAAACCAGGCACCAGUGGGCCUUCUACUGCAAUUGUUCCCAGUACCUCAGCUUGGAAAAAGAGUAUAACUAACAAGCCGGAAAUGCCUGAGCACAGAAAAAGCACUGAGAAAAAGAAAUGAAAAUGAAAUAGAACUUCAUAUGCUUAUAAAAGUCACAUAAUGAAUAG